AUCAAUCCUGAAGAACCACAAGCAAAGCAAAGAAAAGUUUAAUCGUCUUGGCCAUGGCGUUCAAUAGAGCACAAUUGCUUGUUGCCUUCGUUCUGGGUUUGCUCCUCAUGUGCCACGGUGCGGAGGCUUUCCAUCAGCUUUUCUCCUCCAUGAACAAGGAUUACAACCACGGAUGCAUGGACUGGAAGGAAUGCAUGAAGAGUUGCCAAAAGGGGGGGUUCGACGGCGGAUUCUGCAUACUCUCCAAAUGCACCUGCUUCAAAAAGGGUAUGCAUGCACCACCACCACAACACAAUGCGCCGGAGUUGGCGCCAUCCGAAGGGCCAUCGGAGGCAAAAGCCAUGUUCGCAAGGAAAGUUUACAUGGGUACGGGUAAUUGAUUCGGUGGCUAAUUUUCGCGACUCUAUAAAAAUGUUAUGUGUGUAAGCAACUAAGCACGAAUAAUUGAUCGCCUGAAAAUAUGCAGAAUUGGAGUAACGAAAGAAAUGACAAGAAAGAAGACUCUUCAAUCUGA
Molecule: messenger RNA, 514 nt
Organism: Aegilops tauschii subsp. strangulata
Lineage: Eukaryota; Viridiplantae; Streptophyta; Magnoliopsida; Poales; Poaceae
Source: RefSeq, a predicted model, not a curated record